This is a messenger RNA of Paramisgurnus dabryanus, 3420 nucleotides long. RefSeq names its product antizyme inhibitor 1a (gene azin1a). The record is from RefSeq and is a predicted model, not a curated record. NCBI's taxonomy places the organism in Eukaryota, Metazoa, Chordata, Actinopteri, Cypriniformes, Cobitidae. Gene Ontology annotation, molecular function: ornithine decarboxylase activity; ornithine decarboxylase activator activity. Gene Ontology annotation, cellular component: cytoplasm. Gene Ontology annotation, biological process: negative regulation of protein catabolic process; positive regulation of polyamine transmembrane transport.
ACUCUCGCGGUACCGUGAUAUCAUCCGCUGGUCGGUUCUUGUGGCACCAUAUGAAGUUGAAAAAGCCUACUUUGUCAUCGCCCCGCCCAUUCACCCGCUUUACACAUCAUUUCAAAAAUCGCUCCGCCCCCUCACCCUUCACCACACAACCGACAGGCAGCUGCUGCUGAACGCCCUCACCCGAGCAUACACGCCUUGAUCCGUGGAUUUAAGCAAUUUAUGGCUCGUAACGAUAUCGUUAUAUCUCACAUCGGUUCUCUCGUUACCGUUUAAAAAUUCCGCCGAAAAAGAGAAGACGGUUGAGCUCAAAUGCGCACGAUUUCUUUUGUGUGUACGUGAACUAUGAGAAUAAUUUGGGAGCUUUAGUCUCUCGUGGGCAAUUUGACUUCAACGCUGAGCCCCCUUGGGAUCCUAGCUGAUAAUUGGAGAGGUCAAUUAUUGACCUGUCCAUGUAAGUUCACGUUCACACAGUUUGCAAGAUGGAUAUCGCUAGGACCCAAGAGCUCUGAGGCUUCUCAUAAUCAGGUGACCAUCAGUUUCUCAAUGACUAUGAAGGGAACACUGAAUGAUGUCCACCAUUGUGUGGAGGUGCUGAAGGACACCACGGCUCUCAGAGAUGUGAUUGAUAAAAACAUACAUGACCAAACUCUUGCACAGAAGAGCGCCUUUUAUGUUGCCGACCUUGGCGUGAUUGUGCGCCAGCAGGUUCGCUGGAGGGCUAAAAUGGAGCGGGUUCGACCGUUUUACACGGUCCGGUGCAACAGCAGUCCAGUGGUGAUUGAGCUUCUGGCUGAUCUUGGCACUGGCUUUGUUUGCUCCAGCAAGCAUGAGCUGGACCUAGUGAAGGGCUUUGGGGUCCCAUCUCAGGACAUCAUGCUUGGUGGCAUGUGUAAGCAGCUCGCUCACAUCAAAUACGCAGCCAAACACAACAUCCCCCUCUUGGUUUGUGACAAUGAGGCCGAGUUGAGGAAGAUUUCUCGCUGUCACCCCAAAGCAAAGGUGAUACUACAGUUGAUGUCAGAUAGCUGUUGUGAAAGAGAAAAGACAGCGCUGGUGUUUGGCUUGACGCUGAAGGACUGCAGACGUCUACUUGAGAAUGCUAAAGAACUCAAUCUGAACAUUGCAGGAGUCAAAUUCAACGUUCCCAGCUGCUGUCAGGACGCAGAUGCAUUGUGUCGUGCUGUGUCUGAAGCCCGCUGUGUUUUUGAUAUGGGGGAGGAGCUCGGUUUUGAAAUGAAUAUUCUGGACAUUGGAGGAGGCUUUGACGGAAGUGAGGCGCAGUUAGAAAAGGUUAGCGCCACAUUGAGACCCAUGCUGGACAUGUACUUUCCUUCAUCAACCAGCUUGUCAAUCAUUGCUGAACCCGGAUCUUAUUAUGUGUCGUCUGCUUUCACGCUGGCCGUGAAUAUCAUUGAUAAGAAAAGUCUGGGGCGGGAUUUUAGCGAUCAAGCACACAAUACAUUGUCAGCCAAUGAUGAGCCAGAGUUUCUUUACUACAUGAAUGAUGGUGUUUAUGGGUCUUUCGCCAAUAAGCUGUUGUGUGAAGAUUCUGUAUCAAUGCCACUGGUGCACAAGGAGGUGGCUUCAGAAGAGCCCCUGUUCUCCAGCAGUUUAUGGGGACCAUCUAAAGAUGAUCUGGAUCAGGUGCUGGAACGAUGUCUUCUGCCAGAACUCAAUGUGGGCGACUGGCUUCUUUUCUCCAGCGCAGGGGACAACAGUCUGAGGGCCACAUUUACAAACGCAGAUGAGCUGGAACCGCCUGUUUUCUACACCAUCACUGAAUACGACUGGAAGGAGAUUGAUAAAUUUGGAAUCACUCUGGACAGGAGGAUAAAGAACUUUUCUCUGGUACCAUGUUGCCUACAGUCAAACAUGUCUGAGGCGUCUGUCUCUACCCCAGCUUAACGUGAACCCUGUUGAGUUUUGUAACCAUUGUAUUUUCUAAACGGUGUUUUCAAGCACUUAAGGACGUGGCGUCUUCUCAGGAGCUUCAGUUGCUCUACUGAUGGACUACAAGCUAAUAGAAGCGAUUAGCUUUAACAAAAUGGCUAUUUACAGAUACAACCAUUAUUAUUAUAUUUAAGUCUGUUUUAUACUUGUGUAAACAGGUUGCAUAUAAUAUUUCCUGUUAUUAUUUGAAAUCAAUCCAUAUAUUGAAUAGGAAGAAGUUAUUUAUUAAAACUAGACUAUUGUGUCUACUUUAAUAAUAUUAACAGAGAUGCUUCAAGAAAUGUGUUCUGGUAUGUGUGGUUUGUAUUAUAUGAAUGAUCAAGUAUGUAGGUAAGAUGGGAAAUUUGUUAUAGAGUUAUUUUACAAAAUGUAAACUAUAAUGGAAACAUGCUUGACACAAGUAUGCAAAUACUAAUGCUUUGCUAAUAUUACAAGUUGCACAUGAUAAGCAUGUUGCGAUUAAAUUAGCAAACCUCAAUAUUCAAGAAGUUUCCUUCAAAUGUCUGUGCCUUCUUUUCUGAAAUCACAUGCACAGAUGAAUUGUUUACAGUCAGAAACAUUAAAAGGUAAAUUGGGUACAUUUAAAAAAAAAAUUGUGAUCGACCUUUUGCAGUGCACACUGUUGCACACACCUAAGCAUAUGUAGCUGGAAGCGUCUGCGUAUCCAGGUAUGGAGUAUGUUGCACUCCUUUAUAGCUGAUUUGAAGCAAUAAUCUCUUAAUGUCAGCUACAGCACUGGAUAGUAAUGUUAUCAGCAUUGGUAUGCCAAAGUGUUGUGAGUAUUAAGUGAUGUUUGUUUGAGAAUGUGAUGAUGGUUGAAGCAUGUGAUGCUGGAUUAUGUGGAGAGCCAGUCAGGGUGUCUCAGUCAUGCUAAUGGAGACUUGCUGUCUUAUCAAAUGAAAUGAAGUGCAAUCUGAACUUUGAUUUGAAUCUGUUGUGCUCGAAAAAAGUUGGAGGUUAGUUCAUUUUCAGACCCGAAAAACCCAUAAGAUGGCUUCAAGCGCUCUUGAACAGUUUUGACCCCUUAACUGGUGCGGCCCUUUUUGGGUGGGCGGUGAAAAAUUCAAUACACUGUUAUAGCAGUUUACAUUUAUUGUAAUAAAUAAAAAUAAUGCAAUAAAGUAUAUAUUUUACACACAAAAUAUCACACAAAAUGAGGUUUGUGUUAAACUUUUAGUGGUUUUACCAACAAUGACCACUAGGUGUCAACAUACUCUUGUCACAAAUUAGUAAAUUACUGUCGCUGCAUUAUUAAUACUUUGAAACGGUUACAAAUAUGAAAACUAGAUUCUUAAAUAGGUCGAUAGAAAAAAAAUUAAAUGCAAAAUAUUGAAGUAAACUCCGGUGUCCUGUUUUCGGCACAGCACCAGUUAAGGGAUUGAAUGAUUCAUCUAUGAAAUAUAUUUGUAUCAUUUCAGAACACAUUCUGUUUGUCAUUCACAGUGCUGUCAAUAAAAGUUAUUAAUGUGA